Molecule: messenger RNA, 2187 nt
Organism: Saccharomycodes ludwigii
Lineage: Eukaryota; Fungi; Ascomycota; Saccharomycetes; Saccharomycodales; Saccharomycodaceae
Gene: VPS5
Product: sorting nexin 1
Exons: 1
Coding region: 1-2187 (728 amino acids)
Biological process (GO): protein retention in Golgi apparatus; retrograde transport, endosome to Golgi
Cellular component (GO): endosome
Molecular function (GO): phosphatidylinositol binding
Source: RefSeq, a predicted model, not a curated record
AUGAGUUCCACUCAACAAGAAGAAGCAUUAGAUGCACCUGUAUGGGAUGAAAAUGCGCCAAGCCCUAGUGUAAUAAAUGAACUAAGCAACACAUUUGCAAAAUUGGAUCAGGAAGAAAGGUCAGAAAUAAAUGCAGAGGAACAAAUACACGAUGAACAGCAAGAAAAUGACGAUAAUUUUUAUGAUAAGGAUUUUGCAACUGAUAAAAAUACUUGGAACGCUAAGUAUGAUUCCAUUUUUAACACAGAAAGUGCUUUAAACCAAAAAGGGGUUUUAUUAGAAAAUGGGUCUGAUGAACGAGACCAAAACAUUUUACAAACUUCUAAAUUAACCACUGAAAACAAUAAGGAAUCUUUAUUGAAUUCAUUGGCUCCAGAAGAAGAUCCGUUGAAUUAUUUAUCAAAAAGAACCGUUGUUCCUACGGAUAAAGACAAUUUAUUUGAAAAUAAUGAUAAUAUAUUACCAGUAGAUCCAAUAACCACAUCGCACGAUUUGAAAUCUGCAGAAAGAAACUCAUCUUUACCACCUGUCUCUAAUAAUAAACCCAAAAAGCUAUUUAGUGGGAAACAACUUCGUCGUCGUCAUUCAUCGGCUAAAAAUGGGAAUGAAAAAAUGUUUAAAGUACCAAGUCAAAAUGUAUUUACAGAUCCCUUAGCUAAAUUAGCAUCAGAAAGUGAAUUUGUUGACGAACCACUAGAUGACGUGUAUAUCGGCAAAAGCUUGAAGCAAAAAAAAAGUAACGAUGCUUCUUCUAUAUUUGACCAAAUGCACGAGCCAUUGUUUUCUAAAACUAGGACGUCCAUAUCUUCAAUUACUUCCCCGCAGCAACAGCAAAGGGAGAGGGAAAAAGGCGAUGCUGAUAAUAAUGAGGAACAAGAAGAAGAAGAAGAGGAAGAGGAAGAAGAAAAGCAAAAAGGGGAAGAUGCAACAAGCCAAGGACAAGAACAAUCUGUCGUUGAAUCAGAACAGCCUAUUAAACAUUUUGAAAUUUCUGUAAAAAAUCCAACCAAAGUUGGAGAUAUAACCAAUUCACAUAUUGAAUACACAGUUGAAACCAAGUUACCCUCUUCUCCAAAUACAAUUGUUUCUGUUAAAAGAAGAUAUAAUGAUUUUAGGUGGUUGUAUAGACAAUUACAGAAUAACCAUUGGGGUCAUAUUAUCCCGCCACCACCUGAUAAACAAAUGAUUGUUCGUUUCAACAAUGAUUUUAUUGAAGGAAGGAGAUUACAAAUGAACAAAAUGUUGGACAAGAUUGCUAAUAAUUCACAGCUACAAAAAGACGAAGAUUUUUUCCAGUUUUUAACUUUUGUUGGGGAUAAAUUUUCUAAUUAUGCCAAAAAAAGAGACCAUAUAUCAUUUUCGCAUGCAAGCAAUGAUUCUAAUGAUUUAGCUGAAAUUAGCUUAAGUGAGUUGGUUUUGCUAGGGCCGGAGGACGGCGCCAAAUUUUAUAAAGAAAGUGGCGGUUCUGAAAUUGAAAGUUAUUUGAAAAAAAAGUGUAAAGGUGGUAGCUUUUUAGGGUUCUCCUCUGCACCUGUGCCAAAAUAUGUUGAAACGGAUGAAUUUUUUGCCCAAGAAACCGAGUCUUUAAAAAAUUUAGAAGAUCAAUUGAAAAAUAUUUACAAAAGUUUGGAAUUGGUUAAUGAACAAAGGAAGGACUUGGCUAACGUGACAGAAGAAUUUUCUAAAUCGAUGCAACAGUUGAUUGAAUUAAAUGUAACAAGCAAAUUAACAAAUGUUUUUAAAAAUUUUUCUGAUGUGCAACUACAAAUUAAGUCUUCCUUAUGUAGAAGUUCACAGAUGGAGGAGUUGAUUCUUGCAUCAACCUUAGAAGAAUACUUAAGGGUGGUUUAUAGUUGCAGGGCAAUUUUAAACCAAAGACAUAAAUUGGGUAGCAUUUUGGUUUUUUUCGAACAUUUGAUCAACGAGUCCAAAAAUUCAUUAUCUAGAUCUAAACCAGACAAAAUUGCCAAACAGCAAGAGGAAUUAUCUCUUUUGCAAAAAAGAUAUUCUCUAACCCAGGCCCAUUGGAAAUCUGUUGGAAAAUUAAUUAGAAAGGAAAUGUCAAAUUUUGACAAGUCAAGGAUUGAAGAAUUUAGAAACAGCAUUGAAAUUUAUUUGGAAUCCGCCAUUGAAACACAAAAAGAAGUUAUAGAAAUAUGGGAAACAUUCUACCAAAACUCUUUGUAA